AUGAAGGCCAUGGUGUGGAACUGCCAAGGUGUUGGGAACCCCCUGACAGUUUCCCAACUGAGGAGGCUCAUCUCCCUCCAUUCCCCAUUUAUCUUCUGCCUUUUAGAAACAAAAAACUCAAAUCAAAAACUCCAAAAUAUCAAUAAUCAGAUCGGCAAUUUCAACCUUCAUCUUGCUCCCCCUCAAGGCCUCUCGGGUGGACUCGCCCUCUUCUUUCCUCCGGAUCAAGGGGUUACCAUUGUUGACAGUAAUGCCUUUCAAAUCACAUGCUGUAUUGACUCGGGUAAUAAGCUUGGCCCAUGGUACCUCACCUCUAUUUACGCCUCUUGUGAUGAUGCUACCAGAGCCUCUCAAUGGACUUAUCUCAAAAAUUUACAAAAUCGUAUAGGGCCCCCUUUCACGUGGUGUAAUAACAGAGGUUUUGGUCAUACCAUCAGAGCUCGUCUGGAUCGUGGAUUAUGCACCCUGGAUUGGCUCAAUCUUUUCCAUCAUAGUAGGCUGUACAAUGUUCCUGUUUUUGGAUCUGAUCAUAAUGCUCUUCUGCUGACCCUCAAUGAAAGCAUCUCUCCUGUCAAGAGACAAUUCCAUUUUGAUGCUAUAUGGGUGAAAAACAAGGACUUUACUUCCCUCAUUCAAUCUAUCUGGAACUUCCCAUCAUCAGGCUCAAUCCUCUUUCAAUGUCAGGAGAAGCUAAAAUCCUACAAGUUCAAACUUAAGUCAUGGAACCGAAGUAAGAAUUAUAAUUCCAGAGACACAAUCCAACUCCUUCAAGAUCAACUCCACCUUGUCAAAAGCCAACCCACUCUGGAUCGAGCUGCAAUCUUCAAAUUGGAAACUGAACUGGGUCAUGCUUGGCGCGAAGAAGAGCUUUUCUGGAAACAGAAAUCCCGAAUUGCUUGGUUGAACCAUGGUGACCAAAACACCAGUUACUUCCAUAGGAAAACUCUUAUUCGAAGGCAAAAAAACUUUAUUCCAGGUAUAGAGGACUCCCAAGGACAAUGGUUGGACUCAAAGGAAGAUGUUCGAAGGGUUGCUGAGAAUUUCUUUUUCAGUCUUUACCUCUCUCAAGGUCCUCAUCAAGACACUGCUUUUUGGAACUUGAUUACUCCUAAGGUCACCAGUGAUAUGAACCAAUCCCUCCUCCGUGAAGGAACUGAAGAUGAAUUAAAAGCAGCUCUAUUCAAUAUGGGUCCUUUCAAGUCUCCUGGUCCAGAUGGAUUUACCCCACUUUUCUUCCAAGCUAACUGGAUCACUGUCAAGAGUGGUAAAACUGGGUUUUUUGCUCUCAAGCUUGAUAUUGCAAAGGUUUUCGAUCGUAUUGAGUGGGCUUUCCUUGAAUUGAUGUUGCAACAUAUGGGCUUUGAUGAACACUGGGUCUCCCUCAUUAUGGAGUGUGUGUCCACUGUGUCAUACUCAAUCAUCAUCAAUGGUGAAUCUGGUGGUUUAGUCAAACCUUCACGGGGCCUUCGCCAAGGUGACCCCUUGUCUCCUUAUUUAUUCCUCCUAUGUACUGAAGGAUUGUCAACUCUCCUUCAUCGGGCACACCAUCAGAACCUUAUUAGUGGUCUCAAACUUAGCAGAUAUAAUUCUCCAAUCACUCACCUUUUAUUUGCUGAUGACUCCCUUCUUUUUCGCGAAUCUUCUACGACUGAAGCUCGCAACCUAAGGAAUCUCCUCAAAAGGUAUGAGCUUUUAUCAGGGCAGUUAGUCAACUUCCACAAAUUUGGGGUCUUCUUUAGUACUAACACAAGACCAUCUCGUAGAAGGAAGAUUCUCAGAAUUCUUCGUUACAAAAUCCCAUUUAAAACCUGUGACACCCUUCAACAGAAAAUGAUGAGAUUUUGGUGGUCUGGUUCUGAAGACCUUACUCACUCUCAUUGGAUCAAAUGGGACUCCCUCUGUCAACAGAAAAAAGAUGGUGGUCUUGGUUUUAAGGACCUUCGUUCCUUCAACAUGGCGCUCUUGUCAAAACUCACUUUGCGUUUAUUCAAAGGAGAUACCUCCCUUCUCUUUCAGUCCCUUAAAGCAAAAUACUUCCAUAACUGCUCCUUUUUGGACUCUCAUUGCAAAACCACUGCAUCUUGGAUUUGGCGUGGAAUCCAUGCGUGUAUCCCCAUCAUUCUCAAAGGCACUAAAUGGUCAAUUUCUGAUGGCUCCCUUAUUAAGUAUUGGGAAGAUCCGUGGCUCCCUGACCCAAAUAACCAUUUUAUUUCUACCCCAGUCCCCCCACAUUGCUCCAUCUUCAUAGUUACUGAUCUUACUCUCCCCUAUCCCACCCGCUGGAAUAUUCCCCUAAUCAAAAACACUUUCAACAUCAGAGAUUCCAAUCUCAUUCUCGGAAUUCCUCUUCGAGAAACGGGUGGUGUUAAUUCACCUAUUUGGGGAGCCUCUCCUUCGGGACGGUUCACUGUUAAAAGUGCCUAUCACAUUGCCAUGCUUUUAAACUUCCCCAAACCAGGCCCUCUUCCAUCAAUUGGCAGUAGCAAUGCUCAUAUCCACUCUCCAAACUGGGCUGAAAUAUGGAAACUGAAAACUAGCAGGAAAAUCCAAUUUUUCAUCCGGCAAUGCGCUCACAACCGCCUUCCAGUUCUUCAUUCUCUCAAAGCCAGACGCAUCGCGAGUUGUAGCAUAUGUCCUGUUUGUGGUAUUGAAGAAGAAUCUCUCAUCCAUCUUCUCUUUCGCUGCCACAUCUCGCUCACAGCUUGGCGCAUCAGUCCUCUCCGUUUAGAUUUUGCUUCCAUUCCCUGCAUCUCGUGGCCUCAAAUUUGGAAAAUCCUUUCUUCUCUCUGGCACCCUCAUCCAGAUGGUGACUCUUUUAAGAGUUUCUUCACCUUCCUUUGCUGGCAACUUUGGCUGACCAGGAACAACUGGCACUUCAAUCGGAAGCGUGGCAACCCCAAAUCAAUUGUGGAUUGUGCCCUUUUCAGUUUUAAUGAAUUUUGGGAAGCAAAAUCGCAAAACGGUCGUAUGACUUUCCCUCACUUCUCUUCUCCCCCUCAUCCUUCUCACUGGCUUCCGCCGACUCUUGGUCGCCUCAAGCUCAAUGUGAUGCCGCUAUUCCGAAUCAUAUUAACGGCAUGGGAAGUGGUUUCAUUCUCCGCAAUCAUCUUGGUAUUACUCUCCGUGUUGCAACCUUUUUUCUUGAAGGCUCUCAGUCUCCUGAAGCUGCCGAAGCUAGAUCGAUCAAGCAUGGUAUCAUCUUCUUGCACACUGGGGCUUCUCUGA
Molecule: messenger RNA, 3225 nt
Organism: Cornus florida
Lineage: Eukaryota; Viridiplantae; Streptophyta; Magnoliopsida; Cornales; Cornaceae
Exons: 3
Coding region: 1-3225 (1074 amino acids)
Molecular function (GO): catalytic activity
Source: RefSeq, a predicted model, not a curated record